AUGACAGUUGGAGACCGCACUCUUUUUGUGCCCGCGCAUUCGGGAGAAAGCGUUUUACCAAACCUUCCUUUCUUCCAUAAACUUCUGCGUUACGCACAUCGCACUCCUUCCCCCACCGCGAUCCGAGACUUGAACGCAGACGUGGAGAAGACGUACCAUGAUCUCCUUUCGGACGUUCUUUCUUUCCGGAAGACUCUAUAUGAAUCAAUCAGCGAUGAUGCCAGACGCGAUCUAGAGGCGGACAAGGAGGUGUACAUCGGACUUCUUGCUCCUGGAGGAUAUGAGUAUGCUGUGGGAUUCAUUGCGAUUCUAGCUAUCGGUGCAGCGGUUGUUCCUAUGGUGGCCGCUCUACCUGCGGAAGAAGCGUCUUAUUUUCUGCUUAAAGCACGAUGCGUGGCCUUGGUUACCAGUACAACAAGUGAAGUGAAUGCACAAUCAGUGCUCAGGAUUCUGAAGACGAGCAAAGGGGUGCAUAUACCCUGUGUCCUUCCAGUCGCCUCGACUUUCGUUCCUUCUGCCUCUUUUGCGGACGAUGCGACGAUUUCAUCAGGCCCAGUCCCAGACAUGAACGGAGCCGCGCUGGUGAUAUUUACAUCUGGAACAACAGGACCUCCCAAGGGCGCUGUACAACGUCGCAGUUACAUAGUUGGAACCGGCGAAGCAGACGUGGAGCAUUAUAAGAUCACAGACCAAGACACAGUUCUGCAUGUCCUUCCUGUGCACCAUGCAUCAGGCGUGGGACUGACAUUCCUCCCAUUCUUAGUAGCCGGCGCAUGCAUAGAAUUUCGAAGUGGAAGCUUCGAUACGGCAUGGACCUGGGAGCGCUGGCGACAGGGAGGUCUUACCUUCUUCUCGGGUGUGCCGACGAUAUACAUGCGCAUGAUGCGUUAUUUCGAGGAGAACAUAUCGAGCCAGCCACCGGAGGUGCGUGCCGAGUAUGCCGCGGGUGCGCGUGGGAUCCGAGCAAUGUUGUGCGGCACCUCGGCACUUCCCGGGCCCGUCCAAGACUUUUGGCAUCAGUUGAGAGGGAAGCCUAUCUUGAAUAGAUACGGAGCCACUGAAUUUGGUGCGGCAAUCAAGACAGAUCUUGAUUCGGAUGGGUCUCCGCGAAACAGCGUGGGACGUGUUGCUGAGGGUGUCUCUCUCAAGCUUGCAGAAGAUGGUCAGAUUUUGGUCAAGUGUCCAUUGAUGUUCUCCAAGUAUCUCUUUGAUGAGAAAGCAACAGCGGAUGCCCAUGACUCCGAGGGCUACUUUAAAUCAGGGGACAUUGCCCGCCGGGAGGGCAGGUACUAUUUUAUCCUUGGCCGAGCCUCGAUUGAUAUCAUCAAGUCUGGUGGGUAUAAGAUCUCGGCUUUGGAUAUUGAACGUGAGAUUUUAGGACUGGACUAUGUCUCGGAGGUCAUGGUCGUGGGGGUCGAGGACGAGGAAUUUGGGCAGCGAGUUGCAGCAACCGUGAGUCUUAAGCGGGACACCAAUUUACCAAACUCGCAUCUUUCAAUCACAAGGUUGCGGCAGGACCUGAGAAGCAAGAUGACUGGCUAUAAAAUGCCUACGGUACUUCGUGUGGUGCAAGGCGAACUGCCCAAAUCUGGGACGGGAAAGGUACAAAAGAAGAUAUUGGGACCUCACUUCUUUCCUCCAAACUACGGAGCACUUGAUGAAGUGCAAAUAUGGAGCAACACAAGAGAACCUAAGCUUUAG
Molecule: messenger RNA, 1701 nt
Organism: Penicillium brevicompactum
Lineage: Eukaryota; Fungi; Ascomycota; Eurotiomycetes; Eurotiales; Aspergillaceae
Exons: 3
Coding region: 1-1701 (566 amino acids)
Biological process (GO): fatty acid metabolic process
Molecular function (GO): medium-chain fatty acid-CoA ligase activity
Source: RefSeq, a predicted model, not a curated record